UGUAGAAAUUUAACAUUUUCAUAGUGAGUUCUAUAAAUACUAAAGCUUUUGGUUCUCAUUUUCAUAGCCAAAAUUUUACAUUUCCUGUAUCAUUAUCUUUUGGUUCUCAUAAAAAUGCCUCUUAAUAUUGAUCUAAACACUCCAUAUAUUGAUCAUGAAAUGAUGGAAUGCAACAUAGCACCAUCCAUUAAUCUAAAUGAUCCUUCUUCAAGUAAUUUUAACUUGUCUUUUAAGGACCUACAUGGUAGUUCAUCAAAUGAAGAAUACAUGGAAGAAGCUAAUAUGUUCAAUUGUGAAAAUGAUUUUGAACAUGGUAUUUUUAAUAUUAAUGAGGACAUUGAUGUUGAUGCUUUAGAUUCAAAUGAAGUUCAUGUUAUGGAAGAAGAGAGUGAAUUUAUUCCAAAUGAAGAAGAUGGAGAGGUGACUGAAUUUAAUCAAUAUGAAAGUGAUGGAGAAACUGAAAGUAUUGCAGCUAGAACUUUAUUGUCUUCGAUACCUAAAUCAAAAGAUGGAAACUCAUUAGCUAAAUGAUGUGGGUUUGCCAUUUUUAGAGUAUAAAAAAAAAGGAAGAACAAGACUCAUGGAGUUUUGUACAAGAUGAUACUGCACCAUUUAUAAUAGGAUAUGACUUUUCAAAAGCCAAUGAUAACAAAUGCAACGUUUCAGAAUAAAUGCUCUUUUGGAAGUGUAAAAAGUGGAGUUAUUAUAGGAAUAAACAUGAAUAUUGAAAAACUAAAUUUGAGGGUAAAAUUGGA
This is a messenger RNA of Lathyrus oleraceus (garden pea), 755 nucleotides long. RefSeq lists its product as uncharacterized. The record is from RefSeq and is a predicted model, not a curated record. NCBI's taxonomy places the organism in Eukaryota, Viridiplantae, Streptophyta, Magnoliopsida, Fabales, Fabaceae. The coding region runs from base 115 to 531 and encodes 138 amino acids. The transcript has 3 exons.